Messenger RNA from Bursaphelenchus xylophilus (pine wood nematode), 669 nucleotides. NCBI's taxonomy places the organism in Eukaryota, Metazoa, Nematoda, Chromadorea, Rhabditida, Aphelenchoididae. The record is from the annotation of a GenBank genome assembly.
AUGUCUGCGCCUUUGCUCAACUCUAUCAUCAAGACCAAUGGCCAGGAUUGUCUUGUCCGCUUCCGCUACGACGUCUGGACUCAUCUUUUCGACUUUGAUGAGGACUUGAAGAUCAUAUACACAGAUUGUAUGAAUGUUGAGGCAAGUUUCGUAGGAAGCUGGAUCUUUACAUGGCCAUGCAUGGAGGUGUUCAGGACGGUGGGGUCUUUGGUUUCCUCGAAAUUUAAUAUGGAACUAUUAUAUAUACUUUAAGGUUGGAGACCAAGUCAUCUACUUUCUCGAACCUUUCGAACAGACCAGGAUAACUUCAAAUGCCCAGCUGGAGUCUCUGUUGCCAAGCUCCGGAACUGUCACUCUGAUCCUGAGGAAAUGGCCGAAUCCCGUGAACGUCGUCACAAAAGACGAGAUUGACAAGGCAGAAAAGGCGCUGGUAAGCUUAUUUUUGAUUAAAUUUUCGUUUGUAUAACAAAAUUGACUGGGAAAAGUGUUUUUAUCCGGCUCCCAUAAUUUGGACGUCGUAUCUACCCAUUUUUUAAAUAUUUUUUUUUUUCACUAUCGAAUUACAACUCCUGCCCCUUUCAGAAGCCACCGAAGCGCAAGAACGCUGAAGACUUGUACCCGGACAAAAUCAAUCUUGGCAAAUCCACUAUGGGAGCACAUCGAGCUUGA